Molecule: messenger RNA, 804 nt
Organism: Manihot esculenta (cassava)
Lineage: Eukaryota; Viridiplantae; Streptophyta; Magnoliopsida; Malpighiales; Euphorbiaceae
Product: small nuclear ribonucleoprotein SmD3b
Exons: 5
Coding region: 256-594 (112 amino acids)
Biological process (GO): spliceosomal snRNP assembly; RNA processing
Cellular component (GO): U12-type spliceosomal complex; catalytic step 2 spliceosome; U5 snRNP
Molecular function (GO): RNA binding
Source: RefSeq, a predicted model, not a curated record
UUUUGGGCUUUUUUAUUCAAAAUUAAAAGUUUAGGCUAUAACUGUGAAAAACUGCAAGGUUGUUAUCUUUUUUAGUCAAUAAGCCUUUUUUGUUAUUUGUUUGGUGAAAUUUAUCAUAAACAUGGCUGAUUUUGAACCCUAGCAUUUGGUUAGCGAAAGUAGAAGAUAAAAAUGAAAGCUAGAUCCUAAAACCCUGAUCGAAAAUCUCUCUACUUAAAUUAUUCAUUUCAUAGCACAAUGAGGGUUCCAUAGACCAUGCAUAUUCAAGACCUUCAACAAUUUCGUUUUAUAACUGGAAGGCUGUUGAAUCUAUGUGUUGUGUUUCUCCAUCCUUCUAGUUGCUGUUCUUUUCCACAGGAUGGAAAGGUGUCACAGCUUGAGCAUGUUUUUAUUAGAGGCAGCAAAGUCAGGUUCAUGGUAAUACCAGAUAUGCUAAAGAAUGCUCCUAUGUUCAAGCGCCUGGAUGCUAGAAUCAAGGGUAAGAGCACAUCCCUGGGAGUUGGCAGGGGUAGAUCUGUUGCGAUGCGUGCAAAAGCUCAAGCUGCUGGGCGUGCAGCACCUGGAAGAGGUGCUGUGCCACCUGUUAGGAGGUGAUGCCUUACUUAUGAUUUGAUCUAGAGCUUCUUUUUCUCUCGCUACCCUGUUUGAGUAAUUAGGGUCCCUGAUCUUGAUAUCCCUCAAAAUUUGGUGUAAUUUUUUUAUGGGGAGAAAUGGAAGUAAGUGACUUCCCUAUGCUUGUACACUCGGUAUUUUAAUUUGAAUAUCAAAUAGAUUCUAUAAUUUAUGCAGUGGCAUACUUGUUUC